UACUAUUCGUUACCGUGGCGACGGGAACAGCGCGGCAGCGCGCGACUCGCGGAGACUAGCUUAAGAUGGCGGACGACCUGGAUGCGUUGCUGGACGAGGUAGAGAACAAAUUUUGUCGUCUCUCGAGGCGGGACUGCUCGGAGCGGCUCCGAGCCAGCCAGAGUCGGAAAAGGGACCGCUUUCUCGAGAAGGAAGAGGAGGCAGAAGCGGAGGCAGCCGCGGCGGGGGAGAGGGCCAGGUUUACCAAAAUAUUGACAAAAGGAGCCAGUGAAGAAGAGGACAUUGAUGAAAUAAUCAAGGAUAUAGAUGAAAGUACUUAUAUCAGAAAUUUCACAAAACAAACUCCUAGAUUAUUCAACUCAGCAUCUGAAAAUAAUACUUCCAUUCAAACCCAUGGUAAGAAAUGUUGCCCAGUAUACCUUGGUGGAAGCACUGCACCACAUGGUAUUGGAACAAAUAUUUCACAGAGAACUUGUGAUCAGUUACGUUGCACUGCAUGUGACUUCCGUGUUUUGCAUUAUAAUGACUAUCAAUGGGAUAAAUCAUGUGAUUACCUCUUUUUUAGGAAUAACAUGCCUGAAUUCAGCAAGUUGAAAACAAAGAUGCUAAUGAAGAAGGGAUCACGGGCCUAUGCCUGCCAAUGCACUUGGAGAUCUAUAGAUGAAUUAACAGAUCUCACUAUGGACCGACAACUCCGUUGGGUUUGUAGCAAACAUAUUGGCUGAUGUUGGCUUGCUUUCUGCAGUAUCCACAUCUGUAUGAAAAUCAUCUGUUCAUUGCUUGGCAUCAUGUAGGGUGCACCGAGGAUGUUCUAUGUAGAUCUUACUGCUGUUCCAGUAUAAAGGGAGCACUUUGCCUCAUAAACCUACUAAUUUGGUUACACCUGCCCAGAGGCUUCACUUCUAAUUGCUGAUAGAACAAAACUACCAUAGGAAAAUGGUUUUAGUUAAAUGUUACGUUGAUAAAGGUCUUUGGAUUUGUUAGCUCCUUCAAUUAACAUCAACAAAAGAAUAAUAAAACUGAAAUGAAAAAAAAGACAUGAAAUAAAAUAUUAUUCUUUGACUAGAGCAUUAGUUUAAUAUAAAAAAUCUGUUACGGUGUCUGAGAUUUAAAAUAUUCAGGCACAAUAUAUUUCAAAGGAGAUUCUGACAAUUCUGCUUUUAUCCAGCUGUUGUUAUAGUCAAUUUAAUUCAAACCUGCAGUAUUAUCCUAAAACUUAUAUCAGAAGCUGAAUUAUGCAAUUAAAAUACAAUAGGCUAGUUAAAACUGACAAGACACUAUAGCUCAAAAAUUCUGAAAAGCAGAAUUGCUAGAUACAAACCAUAUUCAUAAUGUUGUUUCAGUGCAUACACACUGGCACUUGCUUCAAAGUAAACAUGUUGAAUUGGGCUAUACAGUGUUUAUGCUCAUCUCAGUAUCUGGCCAUCUUGCAAAGUUUUUCUAGUAAUGAGCAUCAUUAGUAGCCAAAAGGUUUUCUGAAAUAAUAUUUUGAAUCAGCUAUUCUUUGUGAAACAUAUAAGUAUGCAUAAAAUUAGAUGGAGGAUACCUUCAUUUUACAGUUGCUAUACAGCAUUUAAGCUAAUCACAUUUGAGUGUCUUACUUAAAUCUAAAAAUCAAAAUAUUUGAAGGUUGUCUUGACUUACUGUAUCUGUUUUCCUCUUCUGAAAAAAAUAAUUGCAUCAUGAUUUGCCAUGUUGUAUUGACCUAAUGUGUCCUAAAUGUAAUUGUUUAAAUAUUAUUUUUUUCAACUUAUGAUAUGUCACAUCAUGCAAUAAUGUGUUCAGUCAUUUUAUGUGGCACUGAAAAUUUAGAAAUGGAUUGCAAUUUAAAGAUUUAUAACAUGCCAAUAGUACACAAGAUGACUGAGCUAACAUGCUAAAACGAUAGCUAUUGUUCAUUAUCAGAAGCACAAAUACAAAUAGAUGACAUUGAUUUCAGUUUUUUUUAAAUAAUAUUGAAUAUAUUUAGAAUUAUAUCAAUAAUUUUGGCAUUGUAAUACAAAUUAGACAAAUAAAAUACAUUUAGAAUCAUAAUAUAAAUAAAUUAGUAGUUAAAACUACAACAAGAAAAUUGGCCCCCUUCAGAUUUUUUUUUUGGUAAUGCUACAAAAAUUAAAGCAUAUUCUUGGUAUUUACAAUGAAAAUUAUUUUGUUUUUAUCAGUUGCUUAAUUCAUUUUUGCUUAUUGAUGAUACAGUAUUACUUAGAUUAUAGAAUGUUCUAUAUAAUUGCACUAUUAAUAAUAAAAUAAUAAUACAGAUAAUACAAUAA
Ahaetulla prasina is the source of this 2270-nucleotide messenger RNA. It is a transcript of the gene CFAP418, whose product is annotated as cilia and flagella associated protein 418. Gene Ontology annotation, cellular component: cytosol. Lineage: Eukaryota; Metazoa; Chordata; Lepidosauria; Squamata; Colubridae. The transcript is spliced from 6 exons. Bases 66 to 725 code for a protein of 219 amino acids. The record is from RefSeq and is a predicted model, not a curated record.